AACGCAAAGGAGGACCCGUUUUGGGGGGCUGGUUUAAUUCAAAGGCCUGUCAUUUUUUUUACUGUUCUUAAAGCAGCUGCAGUACAAGUUCACAUCUCCUAUUCUGCGGGCAGAGUCGAGGAGAGCUGAGAACCGACCGAGAGUGAAGAAAACGAACAAGAACCUGAGGGAAAAAGAGCUCCGCUAACUCAGUGACAGGGCAGGAACACGCACCAUCUCUGCACAAUACACGAGGCGAAGGUCUCAACGAUGAUGUCUCCUCUCCUCCCUCUCUUGUCCCUGCUUGUCUCCUCUCUCGCACUCCCUUUUGAGCAGAGGGGUUUCCUAGACUUCUCGCUGGAUGCUGGCGAGGGGGGGGUUCCGAUGAUGAUGAUGAACGAUGAAGAGGGCUCAGCCUUUGAGGAGGGGACCCAUGCGCUUCCCGGCCCAGAACCAGUCUGCCCCUUUGGCUGUCACUGCCACCUGAGAGUGGUACAGUGCUCCGACCUGGGUCUGACCUCAGUUCCCAGGAACAUACCCCCAGACACAGCCCUGUUGGACCUGCAGAACAACAAGAUCACAGAGCUGAAAGAAAACGACUUUAAGGGGCUCCACAACCUCUACGCGCUGGUCCUGGUCAAUAACCGCAUCUCCAAGGUGAGCGGGAAGGCUUUUCAGCCUCUGAGGAGGCUGCAGAAGCUCUACUUCUCCAAGAACCUCCUGACUGAGGUCCCGCAGGGCCUGCCCCCCUCACUGGUGGAACUCAGAAUCCAUGAGAACAGAAUCAAGAGCGUCCACAAGGGGGCUUUCAAGGGACUGGGCAGCAUGAACUGCAUCGAAAUGGGGGGUAACCCCUUGGAGAACAGCGGAUUUGAACCCGGGGCCUUUGAUGGACUGAAACUUAACUACCUGCGAAUCUCUGAAGCCAAACUUACUGGAAUUCCCAAAGAUUUCCCAGCCAGUAUCAAUGAGCUGCACCUCGAUCACAAUCAGAUUCAAGCCAUUGAGCUCGAGGACCUCAUCAGAUACAAGAGUCUCUACAGGCUGGGUCUGGGGUACAAUCACAUUCGCAUGAUUGAGAAUGGCAGCCUUGCCUUCGUCCCGAAUCUGAGGGAGCUUCACCUGGACAACAACCGACUGAGCAAGAUACCAGCCAACCUGCCGGACAUGAGAUACCUGCAGGUGAUCUACCUUCAUGCUAACAACAUUACCCAGGUGGGGGUGAAUGAUUUCUGCCCUCAAGGCUUUGGUGUGAAGAGAGCUUUCUACAACGGCAUCAGCCUCUUCAGCAACCCUGUCAAUUACUGGGAGGUGCAGCCUGCAGCCUUCCGCUGUGUCACCGACAGACUGGCUAUACAGUUCGGCAACUACAAGAAGUAAAGAGGGAGGAGAGGGGGAGAGGAGGAGGGAGAAAAUACAAGCAUCUUCUGGUUUUUAUUUUAUUGCAUAAUGUUAGCGUUGUAUUUUGGUGUAUAUUAGUGAUGGAUGGCACUUGAAAGUUUUCAAAGUCUCGCAGCUUGUACUUCCUGAGGUCACCUUCAUCCCAGCUUUUACAGCUCCCAGCAUCCAAAGAUAACAUUUCUGGCAUUCAUGAUAAGCUUUGGAAAUGAAAGCUGUCUGCGUUUGUGAAUCUCUUGAGAGCAUUGCCUUGUCCUCACAGACUGAAAUACACCUUCCCGGUCCAGCAGCUCUUCUGAAAAAACGAAGACAUUGAGAAAGACUGAGUUGAAACAUUUGUCAUUAAAUUUAUGAAGUUUAUUUUAGUUUUUCUAAAUGUGUCACUUAUUAUUUUAUAGCUUAAGAUAUAAAAUUAAAUUUCUACUGUUUUUUAAUUAGUUUUUUUCAAACAUUGUCUUUACAGUUUUCCUUUCUCGCUGUAUUGCAUUGAAACCUUUGAAAAUGGCAGCUCCACUCACCCCUCACUGGAAAUGAAGGCUGAU
This is a messenger RNA of Polyodon spathula (Mississippi paddlefish), 1919 nucleotides long. Its product is annotated as biglycan-like. The record is from RefSeq and is a predicted model, not a curated record. The coding region runs from base 250 to 1359 and encodes 369 amino acids. The transcript has 8 exons. Lineage: Eukaryota; Metazoa; Chordata; Actinopteri; Acipenseriformes; Polyodontidae. Gene Ontology annotation, molecular function: protein binding.